Molecule: messenger RNA, 409 nt
Organism: Drosophila eugracilis
Lineage: Eukaryota; Metazoa; Arthropoda; Insecta; Diptera; Drosophilidae
Product: CLIP domain-containing serine protease 14D-like
Exons: 2
Coding region: 206-409 (67 amino acids)
Biological process (GO): proteolysis
Molecular function (GO): serine-type endopeptidase activity
Source: RefSeq, a predicted model, not a curated record
GGAACCUUCGCCUUUUCCCUCUGUGGGUUGUUAUGGACCAGCAAUUGGGUAGGAGUGCCUGGAGCAGGACGGGUUCUUCCCAGCCAGUGACUCAUCUCGAGCAUGCUUCAAUGUGGUCUGUUGCAUAAAGAGUCGUCCAGCAUAUCCGCAAUCGGACGAGAAUUACAUUCAUCGCGGUCCAAUACCCGAAAUAUACAAUGGCAAGAUGACCAAAAGACCCAAAAUAUCCAAUGGCGAUAUCACCAAAAUCCGGGAAUUCCCCUGGAUGGCCAUGUUACUGUAUGGAGAUCCCCUUCUGCCCAAGUGCGGUGGCUCCCUGGAGGGCAAGAAAUGGGUACUGACCGUGGCCCAUUGUUUUCCAAGCGAGGAUUACGGCGAUCAACUUCGUAUUGUUCGUCUGGGAGUAUGA